Molecule: messenger RNA, 1259 nt
Organism: Quercus lobata
Lineage: Eukaryota; Viridiplantae; Streptophyta; Magnoliopsida; Fagales; Fagaceae
Exons: 2
Coding region: 335-1012 (225 amino acids)
Source: RefSeq, a predicted model, not a curated record
CUCUCCCUAUUCCUAUUCGUAUAGAAGAACAUUGGACUCCGCCCUAUUUAACAUUCUUGAGUCAAAGAAAAUACUCUCCUUGAAUCGCCUCAACGGAAAUACAAUAUUAAUUAUUACACCCAUCACAAUAAAAACCACCAAAUCGCACUUUCCAUCAACUGUUCAAUCUUCAAGCCACCAAGAAGGAUCUGGUCUGGUCAGUUCUGACCUGGGCCAGCCCAGGUCAGAUCUAUUGGUCUCAAUUUGCCAUUGAAAAUAUUCCAUCAAUUUUUUUCUCUACGUGCUUGGUUUGGUCAGAUUUACAAAGCCCAAUUUUGGAUCCCAAUAAUCUGUGAUGGAACAUUCUGCCGGAUUAGAUUUAAACAAAGGCAAUUUGAAUAAUAAUAGGAAUCAAGGCCAUCAUCAUCAGAACCAUGAUGUUGUCGACCCUAGGGAAUCUAGAGACCUAGAUGAAAGAAUACUUGCACAUAUUAAUAUUGAAGCACCCACAUUUGAUGGCCAAGAACCAAAGCACCUCGUUUCUUGGUUAUUUACUAUGGACAACUUUUUUGAUUGGUACUACUUUCCAAACAACAAAAGAAAGGUCAUGUUUGCCACAAUGAAACUCAUUGGUAGAGCUCAAACUUUCUGGAGGUGUACCCAACAACUAAGAGCUAAUAGAAACCAACCUCCCAUAACCGAUUGGGUAGAAAUGAAGGAAAAACUCAGAGAGGAAUAUCUACCAAGUUGGUAUAAAGCUAUGCUUUUGGAUGAGUGGAACAGUCUAACACAAGGGAAUAGACCUGUUACUGAGUACAUGGACCAAUUUGAUGAAUACAUGUUGAUAUGCGAUGUAGUUGAAGAUGAGAGAAUGAUCUUGAGUAGGUUUAGGAAUGGCCUUAAUAGGGAGCUCAAGAGGGAGCUUAUUCUAAGUCAGUUCACCACCUUAGCCCAAGCAUAUGCUAGAGUUCGAAGCUAUGAAUGGGCCAAAAAAUCUGAGCUUGCAAGAACCAACAAUACCCAUCAUAGAUGAGAUGAUGGCCCCAUAAAUCUGAGCUUAUUCACCAGCACGUAAAGAAUAUAUUGGUGUUAUUUGGAUGAGCAAAUUUGUUUUCAUUAGGGACAAAGGAAUUCAACACUUUUCUUAGUUCGUUGGAGAGGAAGGCCAAACUCAGAUUGUACUUGGAACACCACAAUCAAGCUACUACAACUUGAAUUUAAAUUUCCAUCACGGUUGGAUGAUGAAAAUUAUUGCUAGUUGAUGUUUUAUUUUAUUUGAU